AUGGGUCUCCUCCCCGCCAACCGCAUCAGCGAGAACGUCAAUGGCCCCCUCGCCUUCGCGUCCACGGUCAUGAUGCUCUCGCAGAUCAAUUUCGGAAUGGACUUGGUGGCCUUCGCGAACACGCAGGCCAUGAAUGCUUUCAACGAAAAGUUCGGCCACUACAACCCGCACCUCAAACGCUACGCCGUAGACCCGUACUUUUUGUCCUUGCUCAACAGCCUCACGUACGUCGGACAGGUUUUCGGCGUCAUCACUGGCGGCUGGAUUACAAGACGCUAUGGCCGUCGAGCGUCAUUUUGGGUCAUGUCAUUCUGGGCGAUUUUGUCGGCGAUAUUGCUCGUCACCGCCGAGAAGAAGGAACAGGUUCUCGUCGGGCGUAUCUUGAACUACGUCUACCUCGGCCAGGAGCUUGUUACCGUUCCUGUGUUUCAAGCCGAGAUUGCACCGCCCGAGAUUCGAGGGAUGGUGAUUGGGACAUUUCAAUUGGGGACAAUGGUCGGGUCAUUCAUCAUGGCAUGCAUCACAUUCGGUACAAGCAAGCUCGACGACGAAUCAUCGUUCCGUAUCCCCUUUGGCAUUUUCUUCGUCAUACCGUUUGUGGUGUCGAUUGGCGCAUGGUUCAUGAAAGAGUCCCCCCGGUGGCUCCUCGUCCGCAACCGAUCCACCGAAGCUCUCGAAUCUCUCACCCUCUACCGUCGAGGCAAAUUCACCCCGGAGCAAAUCCAAGACGAAUACCGGGACCAAGUUGCCAUGAUCGCCGCGCUGACGAACGACAAAGGCACGUUCAAGGAGAUGUGGCAGGGCACGAACCUCAAACGGUCCCUGAUCGUCAUCGGCGCCAACGUCAGCAUCCAAAUCAGCGGACAAGGCCUCUUCAGCAAAUACGGCACCAUCUUUCUCAAAGACCUCAACGGGCCGAACCCGUUCCAGAUGUUUUUGAUCAACACUUCUUUGCAGAUUGUCAUUGUUCUCUUGGCCCUGUACAUGUUUGACAAGGUUGGAAGAAAACUCCCACUCAUCAUAGGUUCAACAGUCCAAUGUACGACGUACUUUGCCAUCGGUGGCCUCGGCACGGUCUCCAACCCUGGCGACGGGACCAAGAUCGCCAUCACGGCCUUGUUUACGGUCUACUUUCUCGGUUUCGUAUUUGGAUGGGGACCAAUCUAUCAUAUUCUCACGUCCGAGAUACCUAGUUCACGCAUGAGAGACGUGACAUACACGGUCGCAAGCGCCGUCACGGUCGUCACUCAAUUCGUCGUGGCCUUCUGCAUCCCGUACCUCCUCUACGCGCCGUACGCCAACCUGGGCGCCAAGAUCGGGUUCAUCUUCGCGCCCAUCGCGUUCCUGACGCUGGUCUUUGCCAUCCUCGGCGUCCCCGAGUGCCGCUCCUUCUCGCUGGAGGAGAUCGAUCACCUGUUCAGACAGAGGGUGCCGAUCCGCCACUUCACGCGGUACAAGCACGGAGAGAUCCUGACGCAGGAGGACCUGGACGCGCAGCGACCCGGAGGCGUGCAAAAGGCCGGGGAGGAAGGACCGUCGGUGGAGUUGAAGGAGGUCGCGGUGUCGUAG
This is a messenger RNA of Exophiala spinifera, 1569 nucleotides long. RefSeq lists its product as uncharacterized. The record is from RefSeq and is a predicted model, not a curated record. Gene Ontology annotation, cellular component: membrane. Lineage: Eukaryota; Fungi; Ascomycota; Eurotiomycetes; Chaetothyriales; Herpotrichiellaceae. Gene Ontology annotation, molecular function: carbohydrate:proton symporter activity. The transcript is spliced from 5 exons. The coding region runs from base 1 to 1569 and encodes 522 amino acids. Gene Ontology annotation, biological process: carbohydrate transport; transmembrane transport.